UUGUCUCACAAUACGGUAACUUUUUCUAGGUCACCCAUUUUCCUGUCAUCGGUUAUCCGCGCACUAAUGAAGGCGUUAAUACUAAUUGGCGGCUAUGGCACUAGAUUACGUCCCUUAACUCUUAGUAUCCCUAAACCACUGGUCGAGUUCGCAAAUAAACCAAUGUUACUACAUCAGAUCAAAGCUUUGCUGGAGGUUGACAUUACGGAAAUUAUUCUUGCAAUCAACCGCGAAGCCGAAGUUUUGGAAUCUAGAAUAAGAGAAAGCUGUGAUAAAGUUAUUCAGAACACAAAUGUAAAGAUCGUUUUUUCAUAUGAAAAGGAAGCACUGGAUACAGGCAAUGUCUUUCACUUCUAAUGUCUUGGUCACUUUAGGAGGUCCACUUGGACAAGCAGCACCGUUUUUAACAGGGGAGAGGUUUUUUGUACUCAAUAGUGAUAUCAUCUGUAACUAUCCCUUCAAAAGGAUGUUAGAAUUUCACCUAUCCCAUGGAAGAGAGGGAACCAUGGCAGUCACAAAAGUUGAAGAGCCUUCGAAGUAUGGUGCCGUGGUACACAAUGAUCAGACAGGUCUUGUGAAACGUUUCGUCGAAAAGCCAUCAGAAUAUGUUGCCAACAGAGUUAAUGCUGGACUCUAUAUCUUUGAGCCUAGUAUUCUCAGGCGUAUUGAGGCCAAACCAAUGUCCAUUGAAACAGCUGUAUUCCCAGCAAUGGUGAGGGAUUCUGAACUGUACUGUAUUGAGUUCUCAGGAUUCUGGAUGGAUAUUGGUCAACCUGCAGAUUAUCUGACGGGCAUGCGAUUAUAUUUGGGCCAUCUAUAUGAAUGUAAAUCUCCUUUGUUAACGGUCGAUCCGAAUUUGAUAGGAAAUGUUCUUGUUCAUGAAACUGCAAAAAUAGGUCGUGGUUGUCGAAUCGGCCCCAAUGUAACUAUUGGUGCAGAUGUCGUAAUUGAGGAUGGUGUACGUAUAUCUAACUCAGCCAUUUUUUCAAAAUCAGUUAUAAAAUCUCAUUCCUGGUUAAAUAAUUGUAUCGUUGGUUGGCGAUCAGUUGUUGGUAAAUGGUUCAGUGUACACACCAUGUCUACAAAUAUAACGCACCAACCUUCACAUAUUACUCGUAAUCAGCGUUCCAUGAGUAAUAAAACUUGGUCCCAUGGUUGUACAGUUUGGUUUACAGGUCUCAGUGGAGCUGGUAAAACGACGUUGGCAUUUGCUUUAGAACGUUAUCUAGUUAAUCAAGGCAUACCUGCUUAUGUAUUGGAUGGAGAUAAUAUUCGCUCUGGUUUAAAUAAAAACUUAGGAUUCAGUGAUGAAGAUCGUGUGGAAAAUAUUCGACGUGUCAGCGAAGUAGCUAAAUUAUUUGCUGAUGCAAACAAUAUUUGUCUAACUAGCUUCAUUAGCCCAUUUGAAAGUGAUAGAACUGCAGCCCGCGCGUUACAUUCUCAACAUAAUCUACCAUUCUUUGAAGUUUUUCUAUCUACUCCAAUUGAAGUAUGUGAAAAACGUGAUGUAAAAGGUCUGUAUAAACGUGCACGUGCUGGUGAAAUUAAAAAUUUUACUGGUAUCUCUGCAACUUAUGAAAAUCCAACAAAUCCUGAUUUAAUUCUAAAUACUGAAAUGUAUUCUGUACAAGAGUGUAUAUCCAAAUGUAUACAAAUGUUAGCUAAAGCUGGUCUAGUGCCUAAUUAUGAUGAAAUCAAUCCAUUUGGUGGUCCUAUGCCUAAAGAACUCUAUGUGACUGAUCCUUUAGAAGUUGAAAAAUUAAAGGCUGAAUGUUCUUCUAGUUUACCACAUUUAAAUAUUACCGAAUUAGAUCUUCAAUGGAUACAAACAUUAGCUGAAGGUUGGGCUACACCAUUAAAAGGUUUUAUGCGUGAAGAAGAAUAUUUACAAGUUCUUUAUUUCGGUCAAUUACAAGUACCAAAUAGUUCAGCGACAACAAAUUUUUCAAUUCCAAUUGUAUUAGCUGUAUCCAAUGAAGAUAAAGAAAGAUUUAAUGGCAAUGGUUCAUCAAUAGCUUUAAUGUAUAACAGCAAUAUUAUAGGAAUGUUACAAAAUUGUGAAAUUUUUCCUCAUCGUAAAGAAGAACGAUGUUGUCGUAUAUUUGGAACUGCUCAUCCUGAUCAUCCAAGUAUUCAAAUGAUUAUGUCAUCUGGUGAUUGGUUAGUUGGUGGCGACUUGAAAGUAUUUGAACGAAUCAAAUGGAACGAUGGUCUUGAUCAAUAUCGUUUAAUGCCCAGAGAAUUACAUAGUGAAUUAAUGAAGAUGAAGUUGAAAGGACAACCGAGAGCAGUCUCUAUAAAAUCACUGAGAUGGAAUACGGAAUUGGAGAGGAAAGCACAAAUGCUGUCUGACAAGUGUCGUGUUGGACAUGAUACAAAUGCUGAUCGUAAAAUACCACAAUUUCAAUAUGUUGGACAGAAUUGGGCAGGUGCGAAAGACAUAAAAACCGGAUUUCAAUUAUGGCUGGAUGAAUACAAGAACUACGACUUCUACACAAAAACCUGUCGUAUGGGUCAGUGUGGUCAUUAUACUCAGAUUGUUUGGGAAGACACUACUGAUGUUGGAUGUGGUGUUACGAAUUGUCCCAAUUUCCCAUACGGACUGAGCAUUGUGUGCAAUUAUGGACCUGGAGGUAAUUACAUUGGACGCCAAUUGUACAGAACAGCUUGA
Molecule: messenger RNA, 2671 nt
Organism: Schistosoma turkestanicum
Lineage: Eukaryota; Metazoa; Platyhelminthes; Trematoda; Strigeidida; Schistosomatidae
Source: the annotation of a GenBank genome assembly